This is a messenger RNA of Medicago truncatula (barrel medic), 1459 nucleotides long. RefSeq names its product AP2-like ethylene-responsive transcription factor At1g16060. Gene Ontology annotation, molecular function: DNA binding; DNA-binding transcription factor activity. Gene Ontology annotation, biological process: regulation of DNA-templated transcription. Lineage: Eukaryota; Viridiplantae; Streptophyta; Magnoliopsida; Fabales; Fabaceae. The coding region runs from base 188 to 1375 and encodes 395 amino acids. The transcript has 8 exons. The record is from RefSeq and is a predicted model, not a curated record.
UCAUUUAGUUUUGUUGGUAACAAUAAAUACAAAACAACAUAAUAAUACCAAAAAAACCAUGCAUCAUACAAUUAUUAUAUAACACACCUUGCACACAUUGUAUCAAGUUCAGUACUAAGUAGAGAAGAAUUAGGAACAAACUCUUUCUUACCUAACAUUAACAACAUCAAAUAAAUACAAGAAAUUUAUGGCAAUGUUGAUAGAAAACGAAGUCAUGUGUUUAGGAAAGAGUCAAAGAUCCAUGGAUGGAAAAGAGGUAAAAGGAGCACGUCGUGUUAAGAGACAAAGAAGAGAUGCUAUUGUACCAAAAAUAGGUGAUGAUGCUAACAAGAUGGCACAGAAACAAGUUGGAGAAAAUUCUACAACUAACACUUCAAAGAGAAGCUCAAGAUUUCGUGGUGUUAGCAGGCAUAGAUGGACGGGUCGAUUUGAAGCUCACUUGUGGGACAAGCUUUCUUGGAACACAACACAAAAGAAGAAAGGGAAGCAAGUUUACCUUGGGGCUUAUGAUGAAGAAGAAUCUGCUGCAAGAGCAUAUGAUUUAGCUGCACUUAAGUAUUGGGGAACAUCAACUUUCACUAAUUUUCCGAUAUCAGAUUAUGAUAAAGAGAUAGAGAUAAUGAAUACUAUGACCAAAGAGGAGUACUUGGCCACAUUAAGAAGAAAAAGCAGUGGCUUUUCAAGAGGUGUCUCAAAGUAUAGAGGUGUUGCAAGGCACCAUCAUAAUGGUAGAUGGGAAGCAAGGAUAGGGAGAGUUUUUGGAAACAAAUAUCUCUAUCUUGGAACCUAUAGUACACAAGAAGAAGCUGCACGUGCUUAUGAUAUAGCUGCAAUUGAGUACAGAGGAAUUCAUGCUGUGACCAAUUUUGAAUUGAGUAGCUACAUAAAAUGGUUAAAGCCAGAAACUACUACAGAAGAAAAUCAUGAAUCACAAAUAUUACAAAAAGAGUCUCGAACAUUAGCACCCCCUAAUAACUCUACUCUAUUGCAAGAAUCAAAGUUAUUAGCCCUUCAAAAGAGCUUUUUCAUUCCAAAUGACCUGAAUUCAACUGAAAAGCAAGAAUCAUCAUUUGAAAACAAAAACUAUCAUUUCUUGAGCAACAAGUCAACUUCUCCAACCGCGCUUAGCCUUCUCCUUCGCUCUUCGUUGUUUAGAGAAUUACUUGAAAAGAAUUCAAAUGUAUCUGAGGAUGAAGUUACAAAAGAGCAACAACAACAACAAAUAACUAGUGAUGAUGAACUUGGAGGAAUCUUCUAUGAUGGUAUUGACAAUAUUUCAUUUGACUUUGAUCCCAACAGCUGCAACAUAGAAUUGCAAGAAAGAGACUUGCAUUCAAUAUCUUGUUUAUAUCAAUACUUAAAUUUUGGACAAUAAAAUAAUGACUUUCGUUAAAAGGACAUAUAAUUGAUGCGAGGAUAUGUAAAUGAAAAUCACGAUAUGUUGAAAGCAUACGUGUAA